This is a messenger RNA of Musca vetustissima, 1116 nucleotides long. Its product is annotated as serine protease inhibitor 3/4-like. The transcript is spliced from 4 exons. Bases 1 to 1116 code for a protein of 371 amino acids. The record is from RefSeq and is a predicted model, not a curated record. Gene Ontology annotation, molecular function: serine-type endopeptidase inhibitor activity. Lineage: Eukaryota; Metazoa; Arthropoda; Insecta; Diptera; Muscidae.
AUGGGUGUUAAUACUCAUUUCAUAGCCACAAUUUGUGCUAUGAUAUUAACGGUGGUUGCCGUAGUAGUUGCCACACCAACGACCAUCCCCAAUGAUGCCGCCUCACAUCUCCGAGAUGUAUCCAAAAGUUUAGACAUCUUCGGAACGAAACUUUAUUCGAAAAUAGCUACGCAGAGCGGACGGAAAAAUAUUAUAUUUUCUCCAUUCUCAAUUGAGACCAGUCUGGCCAUCACUCGUUUGGGUGCUUCAGGUCAAACAGCCGAAGAGAUAGACCAGGGUCUAUCUUUAAAAUUUAACAAUGGCGUCAAGUUGGCCAACUAUUUCCAAGAAAUCCUUGCCGCAUAUCAGACCAGUGAUCUUCUACAAAUGGCCAAUAAAGUAUAUGUCAUGGAAAAUUUCGAACUAUACGAUCAAUACAAGGAGUUGCUGGCGAAAAAUUUCUACACAUCAGCCGAAAAUUUAAAUUUUACCCAGAACAUAAAAGCUGCGGAAACCAUCAAUUCUUGGGUUGCCUCAAAGACACAUCAGCUGAUUAAAGAUUUGAUUGCGGCCGAUGAUUUGGAUGAACGCACACGCAUGGUACUGCUCAAUGCCAUUUAUUUCAAUGGUGAAUGGUUGGUGCGAUUCCACGAACAGGCCACAUUCCAAAAACCAUUCUAUGUGGAUGCAACAAAUAGCGUUGAUGUGGCAAUGAUGCAAACCCAUGGCGAAUUUCGUUAUGGCCAAAUAGAUCAAUUGGAUGCCAGCGCCUUGGAAAUGCGCUACAAAAAUUCCGAUCUUUAUAUGCUUAUAAUAUUGCCGAAUGCUCGUGAUGGCUUAGAGGAUCUAAGGAUUAAAUUGCAAUCGUAUUCGCUGGAAGAGUUAAGAGCCGGCAUGGUUGAGACAAAGGUUCUCGUGGAGAUGCCAAAAUUUGCAGCUGAAUACAAAAUCGAAUUGAAAGAGAUUUUAAAAAGCUUGGGUAUCGAACGCAUGUUCUCUGCCGAUGCGGAAUUGACAAAAAUGGUAAAAGGCAAAUUUGAAGUGACGAAAGUUCUGCACAAAGCAUCUAUUGCUGUCAAUGAGAAGGGCACUGAGGCUGCUGCGGCAACAGUCCUUGGCAUUGAAAAAAUAAUUUAA